This is a messenger RNA of Microthlaspi erraticum, 1311 nucleotides long. The record is from the annotation of a GenBank genome assembly. Lineage: Eukaryota; Viridiplantae; Streptophyta; Magnoliopsida; Brassicales; Brassicaceae.
AUGGCGGACGCUGAGACUUUUGCUUUCCAAGCGGAGAUCAACCAGUUGCUCUCCCUCAUCAUCAAUACCUUCUACAGCAACAAGGAGAUCUUCCUUCGUGAGCUCAUCACCAGAGCUUUCAUUCACAUCAUCCCUGACAAGACUAACAACACCUUGACCAUCAUUGAUAGUGGUAUCGGGAUGACCAAAGCUGAUUUGGUGAACAACCUUGGAACAAUUGCAAGGUCUGGUACCAAGGAAUUCAUGGAGGCGUUGGCUGCUGGAGCUGAUGUUAGCAUGAUUGGGCAGUUUGGUGUUGGUUUCUACUCGGCUUACCUUGUUGCUGAUAAGGGGAACGAAGAUGACCUUUACCUCAAGGAAGACCAGUUGGAGUACCUUGAGGAGAGGAGGCUUAAGGAUUUGGUCAAGAAGCACUCUGAGUUCAUCAGCUACCCGAUCUCUCUCUGGAUUGAGAAGACCAUUGAGAAGGAGAUUUCUGAUGAUGAAGACGAGGAAGAGAAGAAGGAUGAGGAAGGCAAGGUCGAGGAGGUAGAUGAGGAGAAGGAGAAGGAGGAGAAGAAAAGAAGAAGAUCAAGGAGAGGAGAUCAACAAGGAGGAGUACGCCGCUUCUACAAGAGUCUCAGCAAUGACUGGGAAGAGCAUUUGGCUGUGAAGCACUUCUCCGUUGAGGGACAGCUCGAGUUCAAGGCUAUCCUUUCGUUCCCAAGAGAGCUCCUUUCGAUCUCUUUGACACCAAGAAGAAGCCAAACAACAUUAAGCUCUACGUCCGUCGUGUCUUCAUCAUGGACAACUAGAGACUUGCAGCAGAACAAGAUCCUCAAGGUCAUCCGCAAGAACCUUGUGAAGAAGUGCCUUGAGCUCUUCUUUGAGAUUGCUGAGAACAAGGAGGACUACAACAAGUUCUACGAGGCAUUCUCCAAGAAUCUGAAGCUCGGUAUCCACGAGGACUCUCAGAACAGAACCAAGAUCGCUGAGUUGCUCCGUUACCACUCAACCAAGAGCGGUGAUGAAUUGACCAGCCUCAAGGACUACGUGACGAGGAUGAAGGAAGGUCAGGAGGACAUCUUCUACAUCACCGGUGAGAGCAAGAAGGCUGUGGAGAACUCUCCAUUCCUCGAGAAGCUCAAGAAGAAGGGACGAGAAGAAGAAGAAGGAAGAGCUAAGGAGAAGUUCGAAGGACUCUGCAAAGUGAUCAAGGACGUUUUGGGAGACAAGGUCGAGAAGGUUAUCGUCUCUGACCGUGUGUGGACUCACCUUGCUGUCUUGUCACCGGCGAGUACGGCUGGACCGCGAACAUGGAGAGGAUCAUGA